Wyeomyia smithii (pitcher-plant mosquito) is the source of this 3062-nucleotide messenger RNA. RefSeq names its product putative fatty acyl-CoA reductase CG5065. The transcript is spliced from 10 exons. NCBI's taxonomy places the organism in Eukaryota, Metazoa, Arthropoda, Insecta, Diptera, Culicidae. Gene Ontology annotation, biological process: long-chain fatty-acyl-CoA metabolic process. Gene Ontology annotation, cellular component: peroxisome. Gene Ontology annotation, molecular function: alcohol-forming very long-chain fatty acyl-CoA reductase (NADP+) activity. The coding region runs from base 528 to 2048 and encodes 506 amino acids. The record is from RefSeq and is a predicted model, not a curated record.
UGUGUAGCCAUAAACUAGUCCCCCCUCUUCGUGGUUCGUCCGAUCGAUGUACGACUGUUGGAGUCAGUAUAGAAUGUGGUUUAUCAGACUGCUUCUGGCAGCCCAUAGAAAAGCAAGUGGUUUACCGAGAGAGUGUACGCGCGCGCGCUUUAAGAAGUCCAAAAGUAACUUGAAGAGAAGAGAAAUCUUUAGUGACUGUUCAACUGUUUGGUACUUUUAAAAUUAUACAUGAUAGGUGUUCAGUAAUAACUGUUUAUUGUGACCAAGGAUUUUGAAAAAUACCUCCGAAGUGUGCAUGGUUUGGAAACGUGGUUGCCCUCAGGAAAAAUUAUAGUACACUUAGUUCACGCUAAGCGAGAGUUGCAAAAAAGUGAGAGAUAUUAAAUCUAUCAGUCACGCCGCUUGUUGAACUCGUCAAGGCUGAAAACACUGAAUCAGAACAAAGGUCGUCGUAGGAGAAGAGAACAUAAUAACUAACGUUAUACAGGUUACAUUGUACCAGGAUUGUUGCUUCACCAAAGUUACAGAUGGAUAACGACAACAACAACGGAAGCGAUCGCAUCGGGCCCUUGUUCCGUGAUCGGCACGUACUAAUCACCGGUGGAACUGGAUUUAUGGGAAAGGCUCUUAUCGAAAAAUUACUAAGAUGUACAGAAGUGGCCAAAAUUUACUUGCUAGUCAGACCAAAGAAGGGAAAAUUACCCAAGCAGCGGUUAGAAGAAAUGUUUGCCAAUCCGAUCUUUGCAUCGGUAAUUCAGCUCCGUGGUCUCGACACAUUGAUUUCCCAAUGCGUGCUGAUAGGAGGCGAUGUCAUGGAACCGGACUUGGCUAUCUCGGAAGUGGACAAGCAGCUGAUAAUAGACAACGUUUCUAUUAUCUACCACUGCGCCGCCACAAUCCGUUUCGACGAAGCACUUAAAAAAGCAGUUCUUCUAAACACCCGCGGAACGAAACUGAUGGUCGAACUGGCGAAGCAAUGCAAAAAGCUGGAGAUGUUCGGCUAUGUUUCAACCUCGUACUGCCACCUGAACGAAAAGCUGUUGAUGGAAAAGCCUUAUUCACCACCGGCCAAUCCGCACAAGGUCAUCAAAGGUAUUGAGUGGCUCGAGGAUAACGUGGUCGAAGGAAUGACCCGAAAAGUACUCGGAGAAUGCCCCAACACUUACGCUUACACCAAAGCCCUCUCUGAAGCGCUAGUGGUAGAAUCGAUGGAAGACAUUCCUGCGGUUGUCUUUCGACCUUCGAUUGUGGCGCCAACCUGGAAGGAGCCGCUGCCCGGCUGGACGGACAACAUCAACGGCCCAGUUGGAAUGCUGAUCGGAGCCGGCAAGGGUGUCAUCAGAUCUAUGUACUGCAACUCGGAUGGCUACGGCGACCAUAUGCCGGUUGAUUUUGCCGUGAGUGCGAUUUGCGUAAGCACCUGGAACUACAUCGGAAGAAAGGAUUAUUCGCGCAACAUUUAUCAUCUAGUGAGCUCAUCCGACAUAAAGGUAUCGUGGAAAGAACUCAUAGAAGUGGGCAGGUCUAUUACGGCCCAUAAGGUACCACUGAAUGGCGUUUUCUGGUACCCCGGAGGAACGAUGAAAAAAUACCGAUGGCAACACAACCUGUCCGCAUUUCUUUUCCACUGGAUUCCGGCGGUGCUAAUCGACUGUCUGCUGUAUGUACUUGGACACAAACCGAUACUUUGCCGUGUGCAUCAGCGGAUUGCCAAGGGAUUUGAGGUUUUCGAAUACUAUGCUAACAAUCAGUGGGACUUUGACAAUGCCAAUCUAGUGUUCCUUCGGACGAUACUUAACGAAGAGGAGAAGGUGAAAUAUAAAAUUGAUGGCGAAGGUGUUGUUGUUGAGGAGUUUUUCGAAGCAUGCGUGUGGGGCGCCAGACGAUUUAUCCUGAAGGAACCAGACGACACUUUACCGGCGGCAAGAAGACACAUGAAAAUCAUGUGGUGUGUUGACAAAAUUUGCAAAACUCUCAUAGUCGGUGCCUUUUUGUACUAUUUUGGCAUGUGGAUGUACAACAAAAUAUUCUCUGGCAUUUUUCAAUGACAGAAGGAGAUCAGUGGCGCCACCAAAUGAUAGAGCAACAAAACACCCCCCGCAACAAUAAUAGGACAUUAUUAUCAGCAGUUUAUCAACACUCAACAGCACCACCCAAACAACCCAGUCUGGGUUUAGUCUUUCCAAGUUAGUCAAUUUUGAUGAGACGCAUUGUUCACCCACUCACGAGGUUGCUCAAACUGCACAAGUUAUUAAUUUGAUGGGUUGCUUGGGAAAUACCAUCAUAACCGUUACAUGUCUGUUAACCUGAGGAAAAGUCUGCAAAUUCGAGGAAGGCUUAUUGCUUUCCAUUAUCUACAUAUGUUUAAUUUAAAGAUAAAACUUACCAUAAUUAUAGCUGACCUCAUAGUGGAUUUCAUCAAUUCACACUGUUCCAUGGUGACAAGCGCUGUGAUGCCAUUCCUGUUUGUGAUUACAGAAAUACCCAGGUUAUGAAUCUUCUACUAUUUCCUUCUUCUAAUUUUACUAAUGGUGUCAUUGCAGCUAUUAUCCAGACAGUCAAGCACGAUACCAAUAGUAAGGAAUGACCAAUAGUAAGAAACGUUGUAAAGCUUGGUGUUAUCAUUAAAAUUUAAAAAAAAAAAAAUACAUGUCUCAUAAGACUUCAAUAAGUCCCCAGUUCACACCUGCCUAAAUUGCUGACCAACCAAAGCAGAUGCCGCAUGCAAACUAUAGAGUUUGCUGAUCAUCCGCGCCGAACAAUAGAAUUGGGCAAUAUUCUGGUAUCAAGCGCAUCAUGUCCGAUAUACUUGAAGGAGUAUUUUUUUUUCUUUAAACUUAAAGUAUCGCGAUAUUACAGUAUCGAUUAUAUCGAUUAGAUAAUUAGUAUCACCUACUUCUAGUGAGAGAAGGUUCAUGAAGCACAAUCUUAUUGUAUUGUGACCGGUAAAAUAUAAUAAGUUUUAACACAACAACAUAAUCGGGUAUGUGUUAGGCGAUUCGAAUAAUGUAGUAUAUACUAACGAACAAUAAAAUAUUCAACUAUGCGCAAUGGUUGAAAAA